Molecule: messenger RNA, 1653 nt
Organism: Sparassis crispa
Lineage: Eukaryota; Fungi; Basidiomycota; Agaricomycetes; Polyporales; Sparassidaceae
Exons: 2
Coding region: 1-1653 (550 amino acids)
Molecular function (GO): protein binding
Source: RefSeq, a predicted model, not a curated record
AUGGAAGACAAUCUAGAUAUCAGCGUUCAUUUCAGUUCAACUACGGUAUCCAACAAUCUAAUAGAUCCUGGACCAGCUCCCGUCAUCGUUCGAAGUGCGUCCUUUCCUUUCAACAAAGCCACCGCAGAUGUCGUCCUGCGCUCAUCGGAUUCAGUGGAUUUUCGCGUGCGGCGGGGCAUCCUGUGCGAAGCGUCUCAGUUCUUUGACGAUAUGUUCAGCUUGCCACAGCCAGAGGAUUCGAUGGGACGCUCAGGAUCAGAUGCGGCGGCAAUCCCAACCAUUACUGUCGCUGAGAAUGCUAAGACACUCGACCAUCUACUUCGCCUCUGUUAUCCCAUCAAUGAUCCAGUCCUGGAUCAAGUGGAUGAUGUCCGGCACGUCCUCGAAGCAGCAAUCAAGUACGAGAUGAGCGAAGCCAUAAAGUUGAUGGGUAAAGCAUUACUGGACUUUACUGCGACGGACGCUCUGCGAGUAUGGGCAAUUGCUUGUCACUACCGUCAGGAGGGCAUAGCAAAAUCCGCCGCACAAGCUACUCUGGGUCAGUCCAUAGAGGCCAUCUAUGUCAAGGAGCUGGAAGAGAUCAAGGCAGGUGUGUAUCAUCGGCUUCUGCAGUAUCACGGCAACCCCUAUAAGCUUGCCUUCGACAUCGAUCCAUCUCCCGUUACAAAUGAAGGCAGCGAGAAUUACUCUUCUCAGAAGGGCGCUCAUUCAUCAGGUCCGACAGGCAUGCACCCAGCAUCAUUUUUCGACGGAGGUUCCACUCCGGAUACCGACGUCAUUCUCCGUUCUUCUGAUAACUUCAAUUUCCAUGCCCAUCGCGUGAUUCUGGCUAUGAGCUCACCUGUGCUGAAGGAGAUGCUUCCCUCAUUAUGCCCGGUACCAAAGGCAAAUGAAAGUGACAUGGCGAACGAGCUUCAUAUUUCAAAUCCCUUGAUUGUUCGACUAACAGAAGACUCUACAACACUAGGCCAUCUCCUCAGCGUAUACUAUGCGCUGGACGAUCCCACAUUCCACGAUCUCCGAAGUUUGCGACUUUUCCUAGAUGCAGCUCUGAAUUACAACAUGACGAAGGCCACCAGCGUUGCAAGGCAAGAGCUACUGAAGUUUGCCGAGAAGGAUUCCUUCGGAGUGUACUUGAUUGCAGCACGGCACAAUAUGAGCCAAGUUGCUGAUGCCGCUGCUAAAUGCCUCCUGCGCAAUCCAAUUGCAGAGGAUUAUUAUUCGCCCGAGCUGGAGGAGACUUCUGCAGGAGACCUUUACAGACUUCGCACACACAAUCACAGAUGCAAGGAAGCUGCUCGCAAUCUUGCUCAGAAUAUUGGAUGGCUUCCAAAUUCUCGAUUUUCGACUUGGACUUGGUUUACUUGCUCAGACUGUCAAGGGGUUGUAGGGGUGCGACGGGGCGAUGCCACCUGCAAAGUACGCACCUGGUGGAAAGAAUACAUGGACAAAGCCAGUCGGGAACUAUAUCUGAGACCCUGCGGGCCCACGGUGGCGGAUCCUACCUUGUCAGACUCGGCAUUGAUAAAGGCAGUAAUCUUGUGCAAUACCUCGUGUCGGAGGAAUGCAAUUGCGCACUUGAGGCAAUUCAAUGAAUUAUUUGCGGAGAAGAUCGACGAAGUCGUUGCUGCGGUCAAAUUUGAAGUGAGAUGA